AUGAUUGACCACUUGUUACUAGGUGUGGAUGUUUCAACUGCACUCACUGUGAUUAUCAUUGGUUUAAUAGUCAUGACCAUCAUCUUCUUUUUAAAAACGAAACGGAAAAAUCCCUCUAUGGUUUCAUCAAAAACCAAUCAUCAUGGCAAAAUAAUGUUAUUAAAAACUCCACCCAUCAUUUCCUCCAAAAUUCCGUUUCUUGGAUGUGCUCUGGAUUACCUCCAAGAUCCCAUUUCAUUUCUGGAUCGUGUACAGUACGAGCAAUCACAUGUUCAUCGUGAAGGUCUCUUCACACUCAAGCUUGCAAACAAGUACAUUACCAUGAUUUCAUCGAUGGAGGCUAUUCCAAACUUUCCUCAAUUCUUUUACAACACCUCCGAAGAAGAUAUUAGUUUUUACAAUGUCUUUAACGACUUUUUUCAAACCAUUCUUCCAUUUAACGUUAUUGAAAUGGAAACUUUUUCUGGAAAAUCCAUGAAGAAAUUGAAAAUGAUGCAACACAAAAUUAUUCCCAAGUUGGAAGAUUAUGUAGAAAUUAUUUCUUUUCAAUUACAACGAUUUUUCAAUGUAGAGAAUUUAUCAAAAAAGAAGGACAUUCAAUGGGUCCAUGAGCAAUCACAUCAUCGAUCUUUCCAAUUCGAUCCCAUGCAAUUAUUUACUGAGCUAGUGCUGCUUAUUAAUGCGUCAUCCAUUGUAGCCAAAGAAUUGGGAACUAUUGAAGAAUUUCGUGAAAGACUCUUGCAACUAUUUCCCAAAAUGAAUGAUGGUCUCGAGGGAAUUGCUCUCUCUCUUCCAUCUGCAUUUCAAGUACUAUUUCCCAACGUGAGAGCAGGACGAAAGGCAUUUCUUGACUUUACAACAUUAAUUCGUGAUAUUUUAAUUGCACGAGAUGAUCAAGAAGAACAACAAAAGAAUCACCAACGAGAGCAACACACAGAGGAAAUUGAUGAUGGAGAGGAGAAUUCCAAUGAGAGGUUGGACGUUUUGAAAAUUCUUUCAACAGAAUUAAGAGCGUGCUCACAAGUCUCAACGAAUGGCCAAACACCCUCCUGGAAUGAAAUCUUCCAAAAGCAUUCCGAGAGCUUUCAAUCCAUGUGUGCCAAGCUCUUCGUGAUGAUUUAUGCUGGAUCCACCGUUUGUAAAUCAUCGGCCUAUACUCUUCUCUCUGUAUUGAACCAUGAACACUGUCAUGUGAAAUACAUGAACGAGAUUCACCACAUUUACACGAAAAUAUCGAGCACAAGCACUGACUGUGUUGCAUUCGAUCUUCCAUCAAGUUUUUUCAAUAAGGAAUUUGUAUUGCAUUAUGCACGUCAGGCUGAAUAUGCUGAAAGUUGUGUGAAAGAAACACUUCGAAGAUUUACAGGUCCACUCGUAUUGAGAAAGGUCAUGAAACCUCUCACUCUCCAAUCACACUUGAUCAAGAAGCAAUCACAACCACAUACAACCAAGAAUGAGGACGACUCUGAUCUGACAGAAUGCUACUAUCAACUUCCAAUGGGAGCCAAUCAUUUUCUCGCUCUCUCACCUUAUCAUUAUCAUCAUUGCAGCAAGAUAUUUCCAAAUCCAUACGAGUUCAUUCCAGAACGAUUCAUGACAAGUAGUUCUGCUGCUGCUGAUAUGAAAAGUGGAGAAAAACAAGAGACUUUUAGAGAAGAGAGUAUACCAACACUACAUUCUUUCAAUCAGGGAUUUCAUGCCUUCUCUGCAGGUAAACAUGUGUGUCUUGGAGCUAAAAUUGCAACCAUUCAGAGUAAAUGUAUUGUGGGAUGUAUGUUGAGCUUAUUUGGAGGUUCAAGAAGAGGAUUCUCGUCGAAUGAGGGGUCAAGUGAGCAUGUACGUCAAUCCAUCCCUCCUCUUCGAUUGGCCACACCAUUGGAAGAGCCAGAUUAUUCAGUGAUUGGAAUUGCAAAACCAAAAAAGCCAUGCUAUGUGAAAUGUUAUGUAUGUGGAACCAGGAAUGAUUCAUGA
Naegleria lovaniensis is the source of this 1971-nucleotide messenger RNA. RefSeq lists its product as uncharacterized. The transcript has a single exon. The coding region runs from base 1 to 1971 and encodes 656 amino acids. The record is from RefSeq and is a predicted model, not a curated record. Lineage: Eukaryota; Heterolobosea; Eutetramitea; Acrasida; Naegleriidae. Gene Ontology annotation, molecular function: iron ion binding; oxidoreductase activity, acting on paired donors, with incorporation or reduction of molecular oxygen; heme binding.